CCAGCGAGACUUCAAGUUGAUCCAGAAUCAAUACCAGAUGAUGAUAAACCCCCACAAACGGGAAGUGUGUUCAAUGUUUGGUAUUUGAAGUGGAGUGGAGGAGAUUCGUCGUCAAAUCCAUAUACUAAGCUGAACUUUAGAGUAAACAUUAAAAAGGAUUCAGGCUAUACUAAAGCUAAACAUUCAAACUACAUAUGUUUGUUUUUCGCAAGAGGAUGCUGUUAUUUGGGUAAGAAUUGUCCCUAUUUACAUCGAUUACCAACCAGUGAAGAUUAUUUUAUACCGACUCAAGAUUGUUUUGGUCGAGAUAAAACAAGUGAAUAUAAAGAUGAUAUGAGUGGAGUUGGUUCAUUCAAGAAAAUCAACAAAACUUUAUAUAUUGGCGGCUUAACCAAAACCAAUAACUCCAAUAUUCAAAAUAUUCUAACUAAGCAUUUUGAAGAGUUUGGUAAUAUUGAAAAAAUUAAAAUUUUGUUCAAUAAAAAUUGUGCUUUUAUCACUUAUAAACUGGAAUAUCAAGCUCAGUUUGCGAAAGAAGCAAUGCAGAAUCAAUCAAUUGUAGGCGAUGAUAUCCUAAAUAUCAAAUGGGCAAAUGAAGACCCUGACCCAAAUUCUCAAAAACAAAAACAAAACGCUUUGGAAGAUGAAGCUUUGAAUACAGUUAAAAAACUACUCAAUGAUAAGUCAAAAGAUAAUAAAGUGACAGUCCAAGAAGUUGAAAGUGAAGGCGAAGAAGAA
This is a messenger RNA of Hyphopichia burtonii NRRL Y-1933, 738 nucleotides long. RefSeq lists its product as uncharacterized. The annotation marks the transcript as partial. The transcript has a single exon. Lineage: Eukaryota; Fungi; Ascomycota; Pichiomycetes; Serinales; Debaryomycetaceae. The record is from RefSeq and is a predicted model, not a curated record. Gene Ontology annotation, molecular function: metal ion binding; U6 snRNA binding; pre-mRNA binding. Gene Ontology annotation, cellular component: U2-type catalytic step 1 spliceosome; U2-type catalytic step 2 spliceosome; Prp19 complex.